Tuber melanosporum (Perigord truffle) is the source of this 916-nucleotide messenger RNA. RefSeq lists its product as uncharacterized. Gene Ontology annotation, cellular component: cytosol. The transcript has 3 exons. Lineage: Eukaryota; Fungi; Ascomycota; Pezizomycetes; Pezizales; Tuberaceae. Gene Ontology annotation, biological process: xylulose metabolic process. The record is from RefSeq and is a predicted model, not a curated record. Gene Ontology annotation, molecular function: D-xylulokinase activity. The coding region runs from base 68 to 916 and encodes 282 amino acids.
AGCAGCCACCCUCGCCCCGCGCUACCUGUGGAGAAAGAAAUAACAUUCCUCCCCCGAUGCACACAAAAUGUCAUCAUUGUUACCAUCAUCAGAGCAACUGUACUUAGGCCUAGACCUCUCCACCCAGCAACUAAAAUGCCUAGCGAUCACAGGUUCUUUGUCGGUGGUGCGCCAGGAGAUAGUGACCUUCGACAGCGACCUCCCACACUACGGGACGAAGAAGGGUGUGCAUAUCGAUUCCGGACUGAAUGAGGUCACCGCUCCCGUGGCGAUGUGGGUUGAGGCGCUGGAUUUGGUGCUUAGUAGGAUGAAGAAGGCUGGGUUCGAAUUUGGGAGGGUGAGGGGGGUGAGCGGUGCUGGGCAGCAGCAUGGGAGUGUGUUUUGGAGUAAGGAGGCGGAAGAUGUGCUGGGUGGGUUGGACCCUGGGAAGGGGCUCGUGGAACAAUUGGGGGGAGUGUUUACUUGGGAGAGGUCACCGAAUUGGCAGGAUCAUAGUACACAGGCUCAAUGCGAUGCGUUUGAGAAGUGUGUGGGGGGUGAGGAGGUGUUGGCGGGGAUUACGGGGUCAAAGGCCCAUCACCGAUUCACGGGUCCACAGAUCUUGCGUUUUUAUCAACGGUUUCCGGGGGUCUAUGACAAGACGAGCCGGAUAUCGCUUGUUUCGAGUUUCUUUUGUAGUCUGUUUCUCGGGAGGAUCGCUCCGAUUGAUAUUAGUGAUGUGUGCGGUAUGAACCUCUGGGAUAUGAGGAAUAAUUCGUGGUCUCAGGAGCUACUUGAUCUGUCUGCGCCGGGUUUGAGAUCGAGGCUUGGGAGCGUGGAGACACAGCCAGGGAAGCAUUUAGGUCCGGUUUCGGGGUACUUUGCUGAGCGAUAUGGAUUCAGUAAACAAUGUGUGGUAACCGUUUACCGGCGAUAA